Micropterus salmoides (largemouth bass) is the source of this 1199-nucleotide messenger RNA. Its product is annotated as adaptin ear-binding coat-associated protein 1-like. The record is from RefSeq and is a predicted model, not a curated record. Gene Ontology annotation, cellular component: membrane; clathrin vesicle coat. The coding region runs from base 55 to 873 and encodes 272 amino acids. The transcript has 8 exons. NCBI's taxonomy places the organism in Eukaryota, Metazoa, Chordata, Actinopteri, Centrarchiformes, Centrarchidae. Gene Ontology annotation, biological process: endocytosis.
CACUCACCGUCACCACCAUCACCACCGGCGUGCACCGACUGAGUAAAAGUCAAAAUGGCGACCGAGGGUCAGUCCGAGUACGAGUCGGUCCUCUGUGUCAAACCCGAAGUCAACGUUUAUCGAAUCCCACCGAGAGCAUCCAACCGGGCUAUCAGGGCUGCCGAUUGGAAGCUGGAUGCGCCUGACUGGACGGGACGCAUGCGUGUGACGGCCCGGGGCAAACUGGCCUUCGUGAAAUUGGAAGACAAAAUCUCUGGGGAGCUGUUCGCCCAAGCACCAGUGGACGAGUACCCUGGCAUCACAGUGGAAACAGUUAGUGACUCAAGCCGUUACUUUGUUCUCCGCAUCCAGGAUGACAACGGCCGCAGUGCGUUCAUAGGCAUUGGGUUUGGAGACAGAGGCGAUGCUUUUGACUUUAAUGUUGCACUUCAGGACCACUUCAAGUGGGUGAAACAGGAGAAUGAAUUUACCAAACAGGCGCAGGCUCCAGAUUCCACUCCCAAACUGGACCUGGGCUUCAAAGAAGGACAGACCAUUACUCUCAAUAUUGGGCAAUCAAAAAAGAGGGACAGGUCUCGCCCACAGAGCUCAGGUGGCUUGGGGCUUCUUCCACCUCCUCCUGGGGGCAAGUUAGCCCCACCCCCUUCGUCCAGAUCUACCAAUCAUAACACACAACAAUCUGCAGGAGGAAGUGACACUGGUUGUUUGCUAGACCUUGACGCCAGCAAUUCCAACUCAGUGACUCCAUCCAACGCUGCCACCAUAGCCAGUUCUGACCUGUGGGGAGACUUUGACUCUGUAUCCCCAAACGUUACCGUGGAAACUGCAGAGGAGCAGGACCACUGGAAGGCCGCCCAUUCCUUCAACUUGUAAGAGGUGAACUUUACGAGCUGGAGGAAACCGAAUAGGAAAGGAGUCAGGAUGAUUUCACAGAGUGGAACUGUUCAAUAUCCUCGCUCAGGAUUUUUGUGCUGUUUAUGUUUCCUUUAAUCUCCUUGCAUAUAAAUGCUCCAGGUCACUGUAAUGUUUUCCCUAAAGUUUUGCUCCGGCUAAAAACACACAGAAAGAGUGGCGCUAUGUUUUGGAUGACAGACAAGUUGUCAUCGUUAAAGAAGAAGGCCUGAUGUCAUUUUGCUAUGGAAUAAUCUGCUCUACAGUGUAUAUAUAUAUACACACACACACACACACACACACACACA